This is a messenger RNA of Wyeomyia smithii (pitcher-plant mosquito), 1798 nucleotides long. RefSeq names its product prostaglandin reductase 1-like. Bases 37 to 1134 code for a protein of 365 amino acids. Gene Ontology annotation, molecular function: 2-alkenal reductase [NAD(P)H] activity; 15-oxoprostaglandin 13-reductase [NAD(P)+] activity. Gene Ontology annotation, biological process: prostaglandin metabolic process. Lineage: Eukaryota; Metazoa; Arthropoda; Insecta; Diptera; Culicidae. The transcript is spliced from 3 exons. Gene Ontology annotation, cellular component: cytoplasm. The record is from RefSeq and is a predicted model, not a curated record.
UUAUCUUAUUAUUUUAAAGCAAACAUAAAACGAUGAAUGAAUUAUGUUGAAGUAUGCAGACUGCUCUUCAAAUCAACUACGAAAUAUUAUGCAGUAAAAGACACAUUUAUAACCAAUGAACAAUCCAAAAAAAGACCAGUUACGAUGUACACUGCCAAGAAAUGGAUCUACGCACGGGCUUUCGAUGGGAAACCAAAACCGGAAGAUUUCCGUCUUGAGGAGGAAACCGUGCCACCACUCAAGGAGGAAGAGUUUCUUGCGCGUGCCGAAUUCCUCAGCGUGGAUCCAUACAUGCGCAUUUACAUUCUCGCCUAUCCCGUCGGAUCGGUCAUGAUCGGAGGCCAAAUCGCGCAGGUGGUGGAGAGCAAGAAUGUUGCGUUCCCCGUUGGGGCACACGUUUUUGGUCAAUUUGGUUGGAGGACUCUUUCGAUCUGCAAUCCGGCUGGGAUUGAUAUACGGAAGCCGUACGUACUGCCAGAGUUCGGAUCGCUGCCGCGAUCCCUAGGGAUUGGGACACUCGGUACGGUCGGUAAUUCGGCUUACUUCGGACUGCUGGAAGUGUGCCGACCACAGGAGGGAGAAACUUUGGCGGUUAGUGGAGCAGCCGGUGCUGUUGGGAGUUUAGUUGGACAGAUUGGUAAAAUUAAGGGUUGCACUGUUAUUGGACUGGCGGGGACGGAUGAAAAGUGCGCCUGGUUGAGGGAAAUCGGCUUUGACUGUGCGAUUAACUACCGUACGGCCGACGUUGAGGAGGAGCUAAAGUUGGCAGCUCCGAACGGCGUGGAUUGCUAUUUUGAUAACGUUGGUGGAAAGUUGACAGCGAUCGUUAGACGGCAGAUGCGAACGUUCGGGCGGAUAGCGGUUUGUGGGACUAUUUCAAUGUACAACGAUGGACCGACGUUGGUCGAAGAUCCGCAGAGGGAUUUCGUGGGAAAGCAGCUGGUACAAGAGGGCUUUAGCGUUCACCGCUGGACCGAUAGAUGGUUCGAGGGAAUCGAACAAAACAAGCGGUGGAUUCAAGAGGGCCGUCUCAAAUACCGCGAAACCAUCACCGAGGGGUUUGAGAAUAUGCCGAAGGCAUUCAUUGAAAUGAUGUGUGGUGGCAACAUUGGAAAGGCCAUCGUUAAAGUAUGAUUUUAGCGAAAUUCUUCAAACACAGUCAACGAAAAAAAAUUACCGUUCGAAUAAAUAUCAGUUUAAAAUAAUCAUAGGUUAAUCUCAUUGCAAAUGUCACUCGGUAUAAGUUAAAAUGUAGAAAAUUACCUUGCAAGUAAAUGGAAUGCCCGUCGAAGUGUCACACAAUCACAACCAGCGGAACGCGAAUCAAAACUCCCCGCGCUGCGGUCCGAAAUCCAUAAGGCUUCUCUUGAUGGCUACAUCGAAACAAUCGCGCCACAAGCCAAUCUGCAGCUCGUCCAGAUUAUCACAGAAGCUGAGAUCAAGCAGACGUAGUCUCUUACAGCGGCACAGCAGCCGGUAGCACAUUUCCGUCGAAAUACCCAUACUGCCCAUCAGAUCCAGCUGCUCCAACUGCUGGCAGUGAGUUGCGACAGCUUCCAAAUCGCGAUCGGUUAAACCCCGAAUUGCUGCCAGGUAAAGUUUCCUCAGACGAGGACAACUUCUAACCAAGGCACGAAGCGAUUCACCAGGUGUGGGCUCCUCCCGGAGACACCAACCAAAGUCCACCUCCUCCAGCUCGGUACAUUUGGCAAGAGCCUCCAAACCGAACGAGGUUAGUGAAUGUGAUUUCCACAUAUCCAGCGAGAUUAGCUUCUGGUUGUGUUUGGAGAUCUGAAGC